AUGCAUUUUCAUGAUUGCUUUGUUAGGGGGUAUGAUGCUUCGGUGUUGCUUGAUUCAACACCAGGUAAUCCUGUAGAGAAGGAUAAUCCGGCAAACAACCCGAGCUUGCAUGGAUAUAAAGUGAUUGAUGAGGCGAAGGCUGAACUUGAGGCCAUAUGCCCACAAACAGUCUCGUGCUCAGAUAUCAUAGCAUUCGCUGCUCGCGACAGUGCUCAUGUUGUUGGUGGAAUAACAUAUGUGGUGCCAUCAGGGCGUCGAGAUGGAAGAAUAUCCCUAAAAGACGAGCCAGAUCAGGACCUUCCUCCUCCUUAG
Messenger RNA from Fraxinus pennsylvanica, 312 nucleotides. NCBI's taxonomy places the organism in Eukaryota, Viridiplantae, Streptophyta, Magnoliopsida, Lamiales, Oleaceae. The record is from the annotation of a GenBank genome assembly.